AUGAAUAAACCUUUAACUGCCGCAGUGAAAGAGCGUUCAGUGAACAUGAACUUUUUGGCGGUCAACAUCAUAGGAAUAUUUGCAUUUCACAUUCGCUUUAAUGGCCCAGUCAUGAGUGCCUUCAGGAUAUUCCAUCACUUUCACAUCACUUUCACUUCAAAAUUGACGUUCGCUAUGAUGCAUGCAAUUUCAUUAAACGCAAUGAUGACAUAA
Molecule: messenger RNA, 213 nt
Organism: Clunio marinus
Lineage: Eukaryota; Metazoa; Arthropoda; Insecta; Diptera; Chironomidae
Source: the annotation of a GenBank genome assembly